Messenger RNA from Notodromas monacha, 1309 nucleotides. The record is from the annotation of a GenBank genome assembly. Lineage: Eukaryota; Metazoa; Arthropoda; Ostracoda; Podocopida; Cyprididae.
AUGCUGCGAACACCGGACGGCAAAACGAGAGGCAAGAACGUGAGCCUCAACGAGUACCUCAACGUUGCCUGGCGACACAACAAUGAUCGGCAUUCGGCAGCAUCGGGCAAUGUCGUGUUCACGAGUAGGCCCUUGAGUGCGGGUGAGACAGUGGUGGUGCAGGUGCGGCAAACAGGAGUGGGAGGGCCAGCUGGCCUCGGUUUUGGCCUCACUGUCUGCGACCCUGGUUCCCUGUGUCCUGCUCUGGACCUGGACCAGCUCGAAGGCGAUGACCUGGACUCGUUGCUGGACCGACCCGAGUACUGGCUUGUGGUCAAGGAUGUUGUCGGUGUGUCCCAGCGGGGCGAUGUGCUCGCCUUCACCAUCCAAGACAGUGGAGCCGUGACCGUGUCCAAGAACAAUGGUGUCCCGCGCGUAUUGUUGCACGCGGACGUGACGCAACCGCUGUGGAUGAUGUUUGACGUGCACGGCUCAGUGCAGAAGUUGGCCGUAGUCAAUGACGCGAUCAUGGUGGCGACAUCUACUUCAACAGCGUUUUCCCCCAGUGUUGCUGCGGCUACGAGUGCCCCAGUCACGCCAAGCUCGACUCCGACUCGACAACCGGUUGUGACGGGAAGUAAUGGCGGCGGUGGUGGUGGUAGUAGUGCGCCACCAGCAACAAGAACGGCGACGUCCAGACGCGAGCCUCGUCCGAGAUCUCUUCUCUUGGUGUCCCAAACCCUUGGGUCCUCGCCAUCGUCUGCUGUGGACGGCCGUCACCUUGUUGCUCAUCAACAACGCUACCAGCAGCAACAGGUCGAGACGCACCCGCGUCUCGCUCAUCCGUCCUCCAUGUUGCUCCUGCCAACUCAGACAGCAUUGCCGCAAAAACAGCAGCAGCUGCAGCAAGAGGAUCAGCCUGAUGGGGCAGCGCAGACGUUUGACGAGUGUACGAUUUGCUGCGAGAAGCCAGUGGACUCGGUGCUGUAUACGUGUGGCCAUAUGUGUCUCUGCUACGAUUGCGCCAUGCGUCAGUGGAGAGGUUACAAUGGGGGCCAGUGUCCCAUCUGCCGGGCCAUCAUCCGGGACGUCAUCCGCACCUACCGUCCCUGAUUUCGAAGCCGUCUUACGUACUUUUACGAACACACCGCGUUAAUGUGGGAAAAGUCAAACACACGAGCUGUCUUGUGUAUUCUCUAGUCUUGGUCUGUAUAAAUAAAUUUGUGGAGGACGCGGAACCGAUUGGUAUUUUUUAUAUAUAUUUGUGAUGAUUGUUUCUCGCACGCGACUCAUGGGAAGAAAAUCUUUGAUGGACAUCUGAUGCGUAUUG